CGGCAAUUUUAAAAUUAACCCAUUUAAAAUUUUAUUUCGUUAUGCACUUUUUCCACCAGAAUGGAUGUCGUUGGACUAGUUGGUGAAAGAUCUGGUAAAACAACAAUUCACAAAGUGAUUGUAUCUGAAAUGAAAGUAUCUGGAGGCGUCGUGUAUGUAAAAGGAAUUAACGUUCAUUCCCAUAAACGCAACAAAUUUAAGGCUUACAAAUAUAUGGGCUAUUGUCCACAAUUGAACUAUUUUGAGCCUCAGUUCACAGGACGGGAAAACCUAAAAAUAUUUUGCUUAAUAAGGGGCAUAAGGCCUUUACAAGUACGAGAAAUCAGUGAAGAGCUAGCAGAAAAUUUAAAUUUUAAGGAACAUUUGAAUAAGCGAUCGAAAAACUACACAGUUAGUGAUAAACGGAAACUCAGUAUUGCGAUAGCCGUAAUUGGUACACCACCUCUCAUUUUGUUGGAUGAGCCGACAGCUGGAGUAGAAAUGGCUCACCGAUCAGAUGUCUUAGACAUUCUUAAGGGCGUUAAUGAAUGUGGGAGUUCUAUUUUGCUGUCCUCAAACAACAUGGAGGACUUUCAAUCCUUGUGCACACGAUUAGUUCUACUGAAGCGUGGAAAACUAGUUCGAAUCGGACCAGUUGAAAGUUUUAAAGGAAAUGCUACUCGCGGCUUAGUGUUGUUGAUUAAAAUAAGGCCAUAUACACUUCAAAGAACACGGCUUCAACGGAGUCCAAGCAAUGAAGAUCAGAGUGUACAGAAUAUUACGUGGUUUUUAUUGACCUAUUUUGAAAGGGUGUACUUAUUAGAAAAAAAUCAACGUGAUGUCAUCUAUUAUAUUUACAGUACCUCAAUUCCACUUGCCAAAGCGUUCGAAAUUAUAGAAAAGAACCGUGUAAAACUUAAUAUUUCAGAGUAUUUCUUGAGACAAGAGAACAUGGAAUUGACUUUUGUGACGCAAAAUUUUCGAAUUCUUAAAUAAGA
Molecule: messenger RNA, 977 nt
Organism: Scaptodrosophila lebanonensis
Lineage: Eukaryota; Metazoa; Arthropoda; Insecta; Diptera; Drosophilidae
Product: ATP-binding cassette sub-family A member 3-like
Exons: 3
Coding region: 61-975 (304 amino acids)
Biological process (GO): transmembrane transport; lipid transport
Cellular component (GO): membrane; intracellular membrane-bounded organelle
Molecular function (GO): ATP hydrolysis activity; ATP binding; ABC-type transporter activity
Source: RefSeq, a predicted model, not a curated record